Scutellospora calospora is the source of this 402-nucleotide messenger RNA. NCBI's taxonomy places the organism in Eukaryota, Fungi, Glomeromycota, Glomeromycetes, Diversisporales, Gigasporaceae. The record is from the annotation of a GenBank genome assembly.
AUGGCUCCAGAUGUAUUCAUCUCUUCAAAUAUUUUACCUGCUCGUAAAAAAAUUCAUGCUCAACUUCAUGUUCGUAAAAAUAAUAAUAACCAACUUUUAGUUCACAACAUUAAUAAUCCAUCAUCUAUUAUUAAUAAUUUAUCUAUUAUUAAUAAUCCAUCAACUAUUAUUAAUAAUCCAUCAUCUAUUAUUAAUAUUGAACAUUUUGAAGAAAUUUCAACUUGGAUUAAUCUUCAACCUGGAUUAAUAGAAAUAAUUAUCCAUAAAAGUCAAGUAAUUGGAUGUUCUUACAUUCAUGGUUAUUAUAGUCAUAACAGUCAUUAUUAUGAAAAACAGCUUAGUGUAGCAAAUAAUAGUAUUUUAAUUGACGAAUUUGAAGUAUUUCAAGUCAUAAGAAACUAA